Messenger RNA from Cheilinus undulatus (humphead wrasse), 4977 nucleotides. RefSeq names its product SH3 domain-containing protein 19-like. Gene Ontology annotation, biological process: protein transport to vacuole involved in ubiquitin-dependent protein catabolic process via the multivesicular body sorting pathway. Gene Ontology annotation, cellular component: ESCRT-0 complex. NCBI's taxonomy places the organism in Eukaryota, Metazoa, Chordata, Actinopteri, Labriformes, Labridae. The record is from RefSeq and is a predicted model, not a curated record. The transcript is spliced from 17 exons. Bases 395 to 3625 code for a protein of 1076 amino acids. Gene Ontology annotation, molecular function: protein binding.
GCCGGAGCGCGUGCGGCUCUGUAUCAGGAGCUCGCGACCGGUGGUUGGGGGAAACAGGGAAGCUCGAACAAACUCUGCAGCCGAAACCCAAACCCAACGAUAGCCACUGUGUCGAAAUAACAGCAAGUUCGACACAGUUUAACGACUAAAAUGCGGUCACAAACAAAACCGACGCGUUUUACUCACUCUGGAAGUUGAUUCGGGCGAUAAAGUUGACGUUGUUUGGGUGAACUUGUCCCGGUGUUGUUGUGGUGGAUGUAAACCGACGACGAAACAAGAGGAGGAGAAAUGUUGGUGCUGUCGCUGUCUCUGUUUUGACCCAGCUCCGUUUUCCUCCCACACAGACUGACAGAAACACAGAAAGGAGAACGAAAAAGUCUGAUAAAGAGGAGAAAUGGCCGAAGCAAGGUCCGAGGAAGAGGAGGAAAGCAUGAGGGAAACCCGGGAACAAGUGGUUCGACGACAGCCCAACAGCUCUGGAGGCCGUUCUGACAGACGUAAGCCGGAGCAUCGUCACAGUCAGGGGCCUCUGUCGUCCAUCAGAGCAGCCAUCAAGAGAACCUCCAACAGGUCGACGUCUUUGUCCGAGUCAUCCAGAGACAGAGAGCGAGACAGGGAAAGAGACAGGAGGCGACCAGAGAUCACCAUCCUGUCAGCGGAGCCACUGGCCUCCACAUCCUGGUUCCCUGGAGCUUCAGGAGGAUUCCCGCCUCCCCCUCCUCCUGCCGCACAGAUCUGGGGUCCCACAAUCCCUCCGUCCAUACAGCCUCCUCCUUCCUAUGAGGAGGUGAUCAGGGAGAAGACACAGGAGCAGGUUCUCCUUCCGCCUUCCUCAUCCUGCUUCCCCUCGUCUUCAUCACGUCCAGUUUCUUCAAUAACCAUCGCCACACAGACUGAUCAGGGAUCUGCCCCCGAUCCCCAAGACUCAAACGUAAAGAGACCUGUCAGACCUCCACGGCCACGUCUCCCCUACCCUCCAAAACCAUCCAGCGCUGAUGAUAUCACCACCAGUGCCAGCCAAUCAACAUUCACCUUCAUUAACGGUGACGGGACGCACGCUGCUGCUAACACGCACUGCUGCGACCUUCUCACUGAGCUCUGUUCGCCGUUAACGUCGACCUCUGGAGCUCAAACCGACCAAUGGGAUCAGUCUUUUCUUGCUGUUGAUGUGACACCAGUUCCUUCUUCUUCACAAGUCCCAUUGGAGCGUCCAAGGCCCCGCCCACGCUCCAGGCUCAGCGCUCCACCAGUCAGCAACGAGGUCAAAGUCCAGACGCUGGUGAAACUCCGUGACGACGGUUUGGCGACGCUAGCAGCUCGCCAAGGAGCUAACAGCGCUAACAGAGAAGUAAGCCAGGGGAAGUACCUCCAGGAGCUCCUCGAGGCCUUCAGCACAGACGACUGGGGCUUCCCUGAACGCCCCAGCGGCAGCAGUGGGAACAGCCAAUCAGAGAGUGAGGAGGGAGACGAGGAAGAGGAGGACAUGGCGACGCUGAGAGCAAGGAUACAGGCGUUUGAGCAGCAGCAGCAGCAGGUGGCUGAUGGGAGCUGUAGUGACACAAACAGAGACUUUGUUACAAAAAAACCUGAACCAAGACCACGCCCUCGCCUCCAACAGACCAAAUCUGCCCCUCCUAUUGUCGCCCCGAAGCCGAAGAACUUUUCACACUCCCCUAAACCGUCCACGAAAGUAUUCUGGGAAGAAUCUGAGGGAUCAGUGAGCACUGACAUUCUGAAAACAGCUGAUUCCCCUUCAACAGACUCAACCCCAGAGCCUCAGACUACCCCUGAACCUGGACCAGCUUCAGUGCCACAGCCCUGCAAAAACUCUGAAAAACCCUUAAUAACUCCAAAACCCCAGUCCAUUCCAGAAGCCCUCCCAUCUAGUACCCCUGUCCCUGCCCCGAGGCCCCCUCCACCCAAAAUAACGCCCUCAGAACAGCAGACCAAACCUCCACCCAGACCUUCAGUGGCCCCCAGGGCCAGCCUAGGAGGUCCAAUCCCGGAUAAGAGCCCCACAGCUGGGCACACAACCCCGACUCUGCCCCCUAGACCCUCUGUGGAGGUCAGCAGUGGAGCAACGACAGAAAAAGCAGCUGAAGAGAUGCAGGGCUCUACAAAUCAAACUGUGAAAGUAGGAAGUGUUCGUCCGGGCAUCCCGGCCAAACCAGCGGCUCUGUCGUCUCUCCGCAGAUCGAGUGCUCCAAAUCUGGCUCCUAAACCCACUGGGAUCUCUCCAACAUCACCAGAUCCAAACCCUGUACCACCCAAACCAGCAGCUGCUGCUCCAGCCUUGGCCCCCAAACCUUUAGGACCAACUGUGGGCGUCAAACCCCUGACACCAACUCCAGCUCCAGCUCCAGCUCUGAGGAAAGGCCCCGUAAUCCAGAACAGACCAGAAACUACCAGCACCGCUAACACAAACCCAUCAGAUCCUCCUCUGCCGCCACGACCUUCAAGUGUGAAGCUCCUCCCACUUCGUCCUCCUCCUAUCAAGGCCAUCCCUGGUCGACCUCCUCCUCCAGCUAUCUCCUCCACUUCUUCAACCACCCAGCUGAUUCCACCUCCAUCUAAAUCUAGUCCAGCCCCCUCCGUCUCUACAGCCCAGUCCUCUACUACUCCCUCUGCUCCAGCCAAUCAGAUUCAGUCUCAGAAGGCGUCAAAGAAAGGACCGCCUCUUCCUCCCCGUCCCAAACCAGGACACCCGCUCUAUAACAGCUACACAAAGCAGGAAGUCUUGAUCGUGCUGGAUGAUCCGAGUCCCUCAGAGCCUCCGUCAGGGCAAGGGAGGAGCCAAACCACCGUCACUCCACUCAUCAGCCAAUCCCAGUGUCUCCUGGACCUCGACGACCAACCAGAGCCGGCUUCAGAUCAGGACAGCCAAUCAAAACCUGCUCUGGAGGAUCUCAGCCUGUCAGACUCACAGUCCAUCCUUCCUGUACUGACUACGGAGCAGAAAGAGCAGCCGGACUCUCCUCCUGUCAGCGGCCCUCGCUGCGUUGCCCUGUUCGAUUACGAGGGCGAGGAAAACGACGAGCUCACCUUCUCUCAGGGUGACGUCAUCGCCCUCCUGGAGCUCAUGGGGCAGGAGUGGGGACGGGGCCAAAUCCACGGACGAGUCGGGAUUUUCCCGCUGAAUUUUACCGAGGUGGUGGAGCCGCUGCAGCAGGAAGACACGGCCAAACCAACGUCAGCUGAUACAGCGGUGUCCGAGAAGACUGAAUCAAAGAUCUCACAGGAUACAGAACCAGAGGUUAAAGAGUGGGCUGUGGCUCUGUUCGACUUCCCUGGUCAGACUGCAGAGGAUCUUUCCUUCCACAAGGGGGCGCUGAUCGAGGUGAUGGAGCACGUUGAUGCUGAGUGGAGGAGAGGACGCCUGGAGGGGAGGGAGGGGCUUUACCCCGCCGCCUUCACACAGACCCACCAGGGUCAGCCAAUCACAGGCCAGCAGUCAGCACAGAGGGGCGUGGCCAAGUUUGACUUCACAGCAGAGGGUGAGGAUGAGCUCACAGUGAAGGUCGGUGACAUCAUCACACAGGUGGAGUCCGUGGAUGAGCAGUGGAUUCUGGGAGUUGCAGGUGGGAAGCGAGGGAUCGUGCCUAAAAACUAUGUUUCUCUUCUUUGAUGAGGAGUUUAAGAAAAUGGAACUUUUGAGAGUUUUAAUGGCUGCUCUCUGUGAUCAGGAGGGUUUGAUUCAAACUGGAGCUUUUUCUGCUUCAUUCCAACAUUUUAACGAGUCUUAAUGUUUUCAUACGGAGAGCUGCGUUGACCUGGAUUAUCUCAUAAAACCUGGUCCGGAGUUUCAGUGUUGACCUGGAUUAUGUCAUAAAACCUGGUCCAGAGUUUCAGUGUUGACCUGGAUUAUGUCAUAAAACCUGGUCCAGUGUUUCAGCCUUUUCAAAGACUUUCCAGGAAGUUUUUACUGAAACUAAAGCAUUUUGUUUGGAUUGUUUUCUCGGCUUUUAACGCUAAAAUGAAGACGACACAACUCUGGAUUCAUUCUGCUCUGAUGCUCCAGAAGUGGAGGAACCUCUGCUGCCUUACUGACUGCGAUCUUGUGUUGUUUUUUUUAUUCCAGACUGGAUUUUAUCAACUCAUUAUGGCUCAUAACUUUUUUUAAACAGCAGUGAACUGUCUUGAGCUCCUGCAGCUCUGCACCGAUGUAAACAGAUCAUAAAUAUUCAAAAAUAAGAUUUAGAUUUGUAAGAAGAGUCAAAGUUUGUCCUUCUGUCCCGUUUAAUCCUGAUGUUUCACAGAUUUUAGUAAAAAGCUGCCAAUCUGCAGAGUUUGAACUUUAAAACAGUCAACCCAGACAUUCCUCUGGUUUCUUUUUUAUCCUGAAUAAAGACUGGAGGAAGGAGAAACCACCACUGUCACAAAUCCAACAUGUUCUGGUUUAAACAUUUAAAAUCACACGGUGCUGAAACAGAUCCAGACAGAUGAAACUGGACUGUUUCAUUAAAACUUGAUAAAGCAACAAAGAAGGUUUUUACACUCGUUUGUUCACGUCUCCUGCAGCUUUAUGGACUUUUUAGACUGUUCAAAUGUUUAGACAUAAAAACUUCAGCUUUAGUUUUAGUUUCCUUCAUCUGUUCUCGAGUUUUUAUCAUCAUGUUUAAUUUUGAAAUGAUCUCAUAAACAUCCGACACUACCAGACUGAAUCUAAAGUCGUAAACUGAAGGUUAAAGUGUUUUUAUUAAAGAUCAAUCAUGGAGGUUUUCUCUAAACAUGCUGUCAGCAGGUUAGUCAUGGCGAUGAUCAGUAACUUUUAUGGUUUUUCUCUGAAGUUGGUCGAGGUUUUUGAUUGUUGUCCAUUAGUCAGAGAAAGUCUCCUGUUUGAUCUUAGUUCUGACGUUAACACUCUGUGUUUGAGAGAAAGUGUCGACACGAGAGAGAUUUAUAAAAGAAUUUUAAGAUAUUUUAUGUGUAACCAGACAUUCCCUCUUUUUAAUACAAAUAAAACUCUAAGACAUUUCA